This is a messenger RNA of Notolabrus celidotus (New Zealand spotty), 3976 nucleotides long. It is a transcript of the gene bms1, whose product is annotated as BMS1 ribosome biogenesis factor. The record is from RefSeq and is a predicted model, not a curated record. NCBI's taxonomy places the organism in Eukaryota, Metazoa, Chordata, Actinopteri, Labriformes, Labridae. Gene Ontology annotation, molecular function: GTP binding; U3 snoRNA binding; GTPase activity. Gene Ontology annotation, cellular component: nucleus; 90S preribosome. The transcript is spliced from 23 exons. The coding region runs from base 139 to 3768 and encodes 1209 amino acids. Gene Ontology annotation, biological process: endonucleolytic cleavage of tricistronic rRNA transcript (SSU-rRNA, 5.8S rRNA, LSU-rRNA); ribosome biogenesis; maturation of SSU-rRNA from tricistronic rRNA transcript (SSU-rRNA, 5.8S rRNA, LSU-rRNA).
CCUUCGAUUUAACAUAUGUUUCCACUCGGUUUCUUACGAAUGAACACUCCGGUAAACUUCCGUGUCGUGUGUAGAGUACACAUGUGAGCAGAGGGAAGCAGAGAGGAGCAGAGUCAGAGUGAACACACAGUUUCCGGGAUGGACGGGAAAGUAAAGGAACAGAAGCGACACCAGAAGAAGCACAGCGGGCCCAAAGCAGAGAAGAAGAAGCUCAGGAAGCAGGAAGGUACCACAGAUGAAGAUGAACGCAAACGAAACCCCAAAGCGUUCGCCGUCCAGUCCGCUGUUCGGAUGGCCAAAACCUUCCACAGAUCCCAGGACAUAAAGACAAAGAAACAUCACAUCCCCCUGGUGGACCGGACUCCCCUUGAACCCCCUCCCAUCGUCAUCGUCGUAGUCGGGCCUCCCAAGGUGGGAAAGAGCACCCUGAUCCGCUGCCUGAUCAAAAACUUCACCCGCCAGAAGCUGGGGGAGAUCCAUGGACCUGUGACCAUCGUCGCAGGUAAGAAGCGUCGCCUGACCUUCAUGGAGUGUAACAACGACAUCAACACCAUGAUCGACCUCGCGAAAGUCGCUGACCUGGUCCUGAUGCUGAUCGACGCCAGCUUUGGCUUUGAGAUGGAGACGUUUGAGUUCCUGAACAUCUGCCAGGUGCACGGUUUCCCUCGUAUCAUGGGCGUGCUGACUCACCUGGACUCCUUCAAGAACAACAAGACUCUGAGGAAGACCAAGAAGAACCUGAAACACCGCUUCUGGACUGAGGUCUACCAGGGGGCCAAGCUGUUCUACCUGUCAGGUAUGGUGUACGGAGAGUAUCAGACUCAGGAGGUGAAGAAUCUGGGUCGGUUCAUCUCUGUGAUGAAGUUUCGUCCUCUGGUGUGGCAGACAUCUCAUCCCUACGUGCUGGCUGAUCGUAUGGAGGACCUGACUAACCCAGAGACGGUGAGGACGGACCCAAAGUGUGACCGCACAGUCUCCCUCUACGGCUACCUGAGAGGGACGUACCUGAAGAACAAAGGCCAGGUCCACAUCCCCGGUGUGGGAGACUUCCAGGUUUCAGACGUGAACUUCCUUCCUGACCCGUGUCCGCUUCCCAACGCUCAGAAGAAGAGAGCGCUGAACGAGAAGGAGCGUCUGCUCUACGCUCCCAUGGCGGGGGUCGGAGGGGUCGUUUACGACAAGGACGCCGUUUAUAUCGACCUACCUGCUAGCCACGUCAACCUGCAGCAGGAGGAAGGGCGUCCCACCACAGAGCUGGUUCAGUCUCUCAUCGACACUCACGCCACUCUGGAUGCAAAGAUGGCCGCCAGUAAAGUGUCUCUGUUCAGCGGCUCGGCCACGCUGGACUCCACCGACAUGGAGGAGCAGAGCGGAGAGGGGACGGGCCUUCAGGAGAUGCGCGUGUUGGACCCGAACACCCAGAGAGAAAGGAGGAAGGUGGUCUUUACAGAGGAAGACAAUGAGGACAACGACGAUGAUGAGGAGGAGGAAGAGGAGGAGGAGGAGGAGGAGGAGGAGGAGGGUGACAGUCAGGACAGCGGUGAGGAAGAGGAGGAUGGUGGUGAUGAAGAUAACCUGUCCAUGUUCCUGAAGAAGGCAAGAUCCGAAACGACUCCUCCGCUGAAGAAACAGAAGCUGAAGGAGGAGGAGGAUGAGGAGGAGGAGGAGGAGGAGGAAGAGGAAGAGAGGGCGGAGGCGCCAGUGUUCGCUGACAGUGAAGAUGACCUGGAGAGGAGCGAGGAUGAGGAGGAGGACAGUGAUGAAGAGGAGGAAGUUGGGAGAGCAGGAGACUCUGGACACUGUUCUGAGGAAGAGGAGAGUGAUGAUGAAGAUGAAGAAGAGGAAGAAGAAUCAGAGAGUGAGGAGGAGAAAGAGGAAGAGGGUGCCCUCAGGUGGAAGGAUGGCCUGCAGCAGAAAGCAUCACAGGCGUUUCUACGGCAGCAAGAAGCUGCUCCCAACCUGAGGAAGCAGGUGUACGGGACAGUUGUAGAGGCAGGUGAUGAAGAAGAGGAGGAAGAGCUGGGAGGUCUGUUCAGAGUCAACCGGCCUCAGAAGAGUAAAAAGGUCACCGCUGACGCUCUCGACUGUUCACACUUCAAACCCGACACAUCGCAUGACUGGGACCUGGAGGAGAUGCUGAACUCCAUCAGAGACUGUUUUGUGACAGGGAAGUGGGAGGAGGGUCUGGACGCUGCGACUCUGCUCAAAGAGGAUGAGGAGCUGUUCGGGGACUUUGAGGAUCUGGAAACAGGCGCAGUCCAUAAAGGACAGGAUCAGGAUCAGCAGAAGACUGAGAAUGAGGACGAUGAUGAUGAGGAGGAGGAGGAGGAGGAGGAAGACGCUGCCGGGGGGAUGAUGAAGGUGGAUGAGGACGAGGCUCUGAAGAAGAAGCGUCUGGAGAAGAAGCGGCGGCUGAAGGAGCGGUUCGAUUCCGAGUAUGAUGACGGAGACGCCACGUACUUUGACGACCUGAAGGAGGAGCUGCAGAAACAGGCCGAGCUGAACAGGGCGGAGUUUGAGGACGUGGACGAUGAGACCAGAGUUCAAUACGAAGGUUUCAGACCGGGGAUGUACGUCAGGUUAGAGAUCCCCUCUCUGCCCUGUGAGUUUGUGAUGAACUUUGACCCCCAGUAUCCCAUCAUCCUCGGGGGGCUGGGCUCCAGUGAGGGCAACGUGGGAUACCUGCAGAUGCGGUUGAAGAAACACCGCUGGUACAGCCGGAUCCUGAAGACCAGAGACCCCCUUAUCCUAUCUUUGGGAUGGAGACGGUUUCAGACCCUCCCCCUGUACCACAUCGAGGACCACAACGGACGCCACCGCCUGCUCAAGUACACGCCACAGCACAUGCACUGUGGAGCGUCCAUCUGGGGCCCCGUCACUCCUCAGGGGACAGGCUUCCUGGCUGUUCAGUCAGUGGCUGACACUAAGACUAAUAACUUCCGCAUCGCAGCGACAGGAGUGGUUCUGGAUUUAGAUAAAUCAGUGACUGUCGUAAAGAAGCUCAAACUCAUCGGUUACCCCUACAAGAUCUAUAAAAACACCAGCUUCAUCAAGGGCAUGUUUAACUCGGUGUUGGAGGUGGCCAAGUUUGAAGGAGCCUCUGUCCGGACGGUGUCAGGGGUCAGAGGUCAGAUCAAGAAAGCUCUGUCCUCACCUGCAGGAGCGUACAGAGCUACGUUUGAGGACCGCCUCCUCAUGAGCGACAUCGUGUUCCUGCGCUCCUGGUACCCGGUCUCUGUGCCUCAGCUGUAUAACCCGGUCACGUCUCUGCUGCUCCCUGUGGGGAUGAAGGACGGCUGGUCCGGCAUGAGGACGCUCGGACAGCUCAAACACGACCUUGGCAUCAGGAACAAACCAAACGCUGACUCUCUUUACAAGACGGUGGUGCGAGCUCCGAGGCGUUUCAACCCCCUCCACAUCCCCAAAGAGCUGCAGAAGGCCCUCCCCUUUAAGAGUAAACCCAAACAGCACCAACCUAAAGGGAAGGUUCCCAGAGACCUGCAGAGACCCAGCGUGAUCCGAGAACCCCACGAGAAGAAGGUGGCAGCGCUGCUCCAAGCCCUGAGCACAGUCCACAACCACAAGAGGAAGAAGGCACACACACUGCAGCACGCCAAACACAAGGAGUUCCUGCAGCAGAAGGAGAAACAGGAGGAGGCCAAACUGCAGAGACAGAAGGAGGCACGCAAAAAACUGUACCGCGUCAUGGGCCAGACGGACCAGAAGAAGCAGCGGUCCAGCCUGAAGGGGGCGCCGAAGGACGACUGAAUCCUGAUGUUAGACUGUAUACAGAUUGAUGGUGUUAAAGAUGAGGACCCAGAGCUCUGCAGAUGACACACAGAGGAUCUGUGUUAGUGUGUGUUUCACUCAUUUAAAGGAGUAUUCUGUGUUUUUUUUCUACAUGUGUGGAUAAAUGUAAAGCUCCGUUUGAACUUGUUUUAAUAAAACAAUAAUGACAUAAAAGACUCGUACUAUA